Messenger RNA from Chenopodium quinoa (quinoa), 801 nucleotides. RefSeq lists its product as uncharacterized. The record is from RefSeq and is a predicted model, not a curated record. Bases 1 to 801 code for a protein of 266 amino acids. The transcript has a single exon. Lineage: Eukaryota; Viridiplantae; Streptophyta; Magnoliopsida; Caryophyllales; Amaranthaceae.
AUGGCCGGCGAUGAUGAAACCCCUCCACCUCCCUCUAACACCUUCCAACCCGCCUAUGCCGUAAACAACAUCAAAAAUAUGAUUAGCAUCACCCUUGAUCAAGAAGAAGGGCAAUACGCCACUUGGGUAAAACUCUUCCAUAUUCAAGCUUGUGCGUACAAUGUUCUUGACCACAUCGAUGCCUCCGUUUAUCGACCCCCAAACAUUGAUGAUGCGACAUGGACAAGGUUGGAUGCAAUUGUGAAAGGUUGGGUUUAUAGCACUAUAUCCAAAGACCUUGUUCACACUAUCAUGAAGCAAGGUGCAACCGCUCUUGAAUUAUGGACCCGACUUGAAGAAGUUUUCCAUGACAACAAGCACACUAGGGCUGUGUAUUUAGAGGAGAAAUUCAACAAUACUCGACUUGAGAAUUUUGCUAAUAUGGCAGAUUAUUGCAAAGAGAUCAAGCUCUUAGCCGAUCAAUUAAGCAAUGUCGACAACCCGGUCUCCGAUAGAAAGAUGGUUCUUCAGAUGAUUUCUGGUUUGACAAAGGGGGAGUAUGAUAUGGUUGCUGCUCUAAUUUCCCAUACCGAACCAACCCCAAGUUUUAGCAAGGCUCGUUCUAUGUUCUUGCUAGAGGAAACUCGAAAAUCCAAACAAGAUGAGCAUGGUCAACAAGCACUCAUGGCUCAACAACCACCAACUGCCGCCACUGCACCGCCACCACCUCCACCGCAGCAGUCCGACAGCCAGCGUAGUGGGGCAGGCCAUGGUGGCCAGGGUCGUGGCAGGGGACAACACAAGAACGGUAAGGGACGGUGA